Eruca vesicaria subsp. sativa (arugula) is the source of this 462-nucleotide messenger RNA. The record is from the annotation of a GenBank genome assembly. Lineage: Eukaryota; Viridiplantae; Streptophyta; Magnoliopsida; Brassicales; Brassicaceae.
AUGCAUUACAUGGGAUUGUUUAGUAAAGCUGGUAACAUAUUUAGGCAGCCUAGAGCUAUGCAGGCUGCAAACGCUAUGUUACAGGGCAAUCUUUCGUUGACCCCAUCCAAACUCUUUAUUGGAGGUCUCUCACCAACUACUGAUGUAGAUAUCUUGAAAGAUGUUUUUGGCAAAUUUGGAAAAAUCGUUGAUGUGGUAGUGAUUUCGGACCGUGAAACUGGUGUAUCAAAGGGGUUUGGUUUCGUAACAUAUGACUCGAUUGAUGCUGCUAAUAAGGCAAUGCAACAGAUGAAUGAUCAGGAGCUUGAUGGGCGAAUAAUUGGAGUGAACCCAGCUGAUGCAGGAGGCGGUGGAGGUGGCUUUGCAAGAAGGGGAGGUUAUGGUGGUGGUCGUGGUGGAUUUGGUAGAGGUGGGUUUGGUCGUGGUGGAUUCGGACGUGGUGGCUAUAACUUUGUUCGUUAA